Messenger RNA from Morone saxatilis (striped sea-bass), 1421 nucleotides. It is a transcript of the gene ercc1, whose product is annotated as excision repair cross-complementation group 1. The transcript is spliced from 9 exons. Gene Ontology annotation, cellular component: nucleotide-excision repair factor 1 complex; nucleus; ERCC4-ERCC1 complex. The coding region runs from base 85 to 1161 and encodes 358 amino acids. Gene Ontology annotation, biological process: UV-damage excision repair; meiotic mismatch repair; mitotic recombination. Lineage: Eukaryota; Metazoa; Chordata; Actinopteri; Moronidae. Gene Ontology annotation, molecular function: damaged DNA binding; single-stranded DNA binding. The record is from RefSeq and is a predicted model, not a curated record.
AGUCGUAAUGUUGUUGUAGAGGAGGUUCGUGAGUAACAUUGUUGUCAGUGGCAUGUGUGCAAAAGUCUUCAUCAGUCAAAGAAAAUGAAGAAGAGGUUUAACAUCAACCUAGACGAUUCUGCUUUUACCAGAGAAAGAACACCGCCAAAGCCGCAGUUUCAGUCGUCGUCCAAAGUUGGACAAAACACCUCAACUUCAUCUUCUGCAAAGCCCGCUGCAGAGCCCGCGGACCAGCCCUUGUCCUACGCACAGUUCAUCGUCCAGAGUAAAAACAAUGUGGCUGCUCCUCCUCAGAGAGACGGCCCCUCCAAACUGCUCAGGACUGAAGGGGCUGGGGUUUCCAACACGGAGCAAAGUGAGUCCCCUUCAGUGUCGUCUGUCCCAGCAGGAUGUGAAGCAGGUCAGGACUGUGUGAAAGGGUCUGAAGGUGGAUCUGAAGGGGUCAAGAACAGUGAGGAGACACAGCUGACUGGCACAAACCAAAAAGAGGGGAGUUGGCAAAGGUCAGAUCCAAGCCUCAGUCUGGGUCCGAAACCAGCGGGUUCUGGGAGCAGCAUUAUUGUCAGUCCUCGGCAGAGGGGAAAUCCCAUUCUGAAGUUUGUGAGGAGUGUCCCGUGGGAGUUUGGAGAGGUUGUACCAGACUAUGUCUUAGGCCAGACAACUUGUGCUCUCUUUCUCAGUCUGAGGUAUCACAAUCUCAAUCCAAACUAUAUACAUGAUCGUCUCAAGCUGCUUGGACAGACUUUCACCCUGCGAGUGUUACUGGUACAAGUCGAUGUGAAAGAUCCUCAUCAUGCGUUGAAGGAGCUGGCUCGCAUCUGCAUCAUGGCUGACUGCACUCUCAUCUUGGCUUGGAGUCCAGAGGAGGCAGGGCGUUACCUGGAAACGUACAAGUCAUAUGAAAAGAAACCAGCAGACGUAUUGAAGGAGCAAGUUGAAAAGGACUAUCUGUCAAAGGUUACAGAUUGCCUGACCACAGUGAAGUCUAUAAACAAGACCGAUUCCAUUACCUUGCUGUCCACUUUCUCAUCUGUAGAAGGAAUUAUCAGUGCCUCUAAGGAAGACUUGGUUCUCUGUCCAGGCCUUGGGCCACAAAAAGCACGAAGACUUUACGAUGUGCUGCAUAAGCCCUUCCUCAAGUCAAACACAAAAGACAGCUGAAACCUCUUACCAAGGAGGUGUGACAUGCUUCUGAAAAGAACUCUGUAAAGCUGCUCAUCAUGUUCAACAGCGUGCAAACACACUUCAGAGGGCUGAAUUAAAUACUUCAAACACUCUUGAUUUACUUCGGUCAAGAAAGAAAUGUGUAUGUGUACUGUCGGAGCUGCUCACUGAUUCUGUGCUUUAUUCAGUUAUGGUGUUAUAUCAUUUGUCUAUUGUUGAAUUUAUUUUUUAUGAAAAUAAAUAUUUUGUAAUAUUUU